AUGACUGUUAGUUUUCUGUUUAUCAUUGGUCACUUUUGGUACAUGCUUUUCUGUAAUUAUUUAGGACAAGAACUGAUCGAUCACAGUAGCGAUGUUUUUCACAGAAUAUAUAACGUGCAAUGGUACGUAGCUCCGUUAAAAGCGCAGAAGUUAUUGCUGCUUGUGAUGCAAAGAAGCAUGCGACAUUGCAAAAUCGUCAUUGAUGGCUUAUUCGUCCCGUCGUUUGAGGGAUUUGCCACGGUAAAAUUUCGACUUUUUAUUAUUUAG
Messenger RNA from Trachymyrmex cornetzi, 267 nucleotides. RefSeq lists its product as uncharacterized. Gene Ontology annotation, cellular component: plasma membrane. NCBI's taxonomy places the organism in Eukaryota, Metazoa, Arthropoda, Insecta, Hymenoptera, Formicidae. The record is from RefSeq and is a predicted model, not a curated record. Gene Ontology annotation, molecular function: odorant binding; olfactory receptor activity. The coding region runs from base 1 to 267 and encodes 88 amino acids. The transcript has 3 exons. Gene Ontology annotation, biological process: sensory perception of smell; detection of chemical stimulus involved in sensory perception of smell.